UGCCUAUUUCCAGAUGCAGCGAGGCAAGAGGGAAAACGAAAAACCCGUCCCGCGAGAGACCUUUCCAACCAAAGGGGUUUCACUCCGUCUCUGACUCGGGCAAAGUUACGCCCAUUAUGGGGAAUGAACAGUGCUUUCCUGUACAGCGUGUCGUCAGAGGCUAAUGGAUGAUCCAUCACCUAAACUACACCAGAUCGUUUACCGGUAAAAAUUUUGACGUGUCUAGGCCCGGGAACGGGCCAAACAUCGAACGAACAGGGCAGCGUGCGUCUAUGUAUGCACAUGGGUUCAUUUCCACUCAACGCGGGCCCAUCGUGACCGCAUCGUUUUAUAGGAGGAGGUGACUGGAUCCUUCUCCGAACUGAUCAUCGUUCCCCCUUCAUUCUCUCACAACCAUAGGUCCUGGCACUUUUGGGUGCUCGCCGGUUCCAAAACAACAUGUCAUCGGCAUCUGCAGCGGCAAAAAUGCUUUGUUGCGAUCCUCGUUUAGAGGAUUCGGUCAUCUGGCCGCAAGGCGUCAGAACUCUGGCAGAUCUCUUUCAGUACCAAGUGAACACUCGACCUGAUUCGACACUUCUUUCUUUCCAGACGCCUGGAAAACCUCUCCAAACGUUCACAUAUGGACAGGCGAGGGAUACAGGUCGUCGCGCGGCAUUGGCCUUGAACCAAACAAUAAUUUCAACCGCCACUUCUAGCACUGCUGUCCGUCAAGCACCAGUCUGUGGGUUAUGGUUCGAAAAGUCUCUGGAACUCCAUCUGGCCAUGUUUGCAGUGGUCCAGAGCGGAUGUACAUGGCUUGGCUUCGACCCCAACGCGCCUACGAGCCGAGUCAGCGUUUGCCUCGAAGACAGUCAAGCCUCCGUCAUCAUCUGCGAUCAGGAACAUCAUGCUCGAGCACUCGAAGCUGCAAGAGGUGCCAAAGGCGUACAAGUCAUCGUCAAGACUUGGUCAGAGCUUGUCGAUCAGAGGGUCGACUCGGAAGACACUCUCCCAACCGUUCAACCGGGAGAUGCUGCUUAUUUGAUCUACACGUCGGGCUCGACAGGUACACCGAAAGGAAUCAGCAUAUCUCAUUCAGCCGCGGUUACCUUUGCCCUGAGCGAGAGGACCAUCCUUGGCACGAGCCCGAGUGAUACAGUCUGGCAAGGAUUCUCUCCUGCGUUUGACAUGUUCAUCGAGGAAGUAUGGGUCAGUAUAGCUGGAGGAGCACAAUUAGCCGUUGGAACGCGCGCUGAAUGUCAAAAUGUUCCUGGCCUGGGCGGGAAAGAUGGUGUCUGGAGCCGUCGCGGUGUCACAUUGGUCAAUGCCGUUCCAACCUUGAUCAGUAUUAUGACUGCCCUCGACUCUGACGAUAUGGUCAUUCCGGAAGCUGUCCGCCUCGUGAAUCUCGGUGGAGAAGCCUGCCCUCCAGCACUCGUACAACGGCUCUGGCGACCUUCAUUGACCAUUGUCAAUACCUACGGCCCAUCCGAGACGACAGUCACCGCCACGUACGCCAUAUUGAAACCCGAUGAGCCGAUCACCAUUGGCCGUCCCCUACCGUUCUACCACGCAGUCCUUUUGCCCAUCAGCGAAGACGAUGAGCCCCUAGGAGCCAAGCCAAUCCCAAUGGGUAUCUCUACCGGAACCGAAGGCGAACUCUGCAUUGGUGGCUCGUGUCUUGGAAAUGGCUAUGUCAACCGGGACGAACUGACCAGUCAAAAAUUCAUCGCUCACCCUUUGAUCCCCGGCGAGAAACUGUAUCGUACCGGUGACCGAGUACGAAUUGGACCACAAGGCGACAUUCAAUUCCUUGGUAGAAUCGACGCUCAAAUCAAACAUCGAGGAUUCCGUAUCGAACUCGGGGAGAUAGAGAAUGUCCUGACAUCCAGCGACAUCGUCAAGACUGCAGCUGUCAUCUGCACAGAGCCUGGAACUGAAGAUGCCAAGCUGGAAGCGUUUGUGGUUUGUACAAUGCCUCGAGAUGAACUCGACGCUGGCAAGACAAUCUCUUCACUUCGAGAAACUCUAGGUGGAUUACCAUCUUACAUGCAACCCGAAAUCUUCACUCUCCUUGAUGCCGAUGAAAUGCCUCGACUCCCAAGUGGUAAAAUCAACGCCAAAGCAUUACAUCAAUUGGCACGGAACCGAGUGGAGCUGGAAGCACCCUCAGAGACGACAGUAUGCGACGGCAAUGAUUCUAUGACCGAUGUGGAAGACAAAGGCGAGGUACUCCAAAUCAUGAUGAAGGAAUUGGCGGGCAUGUUUCCUCAGCAGAGCAAACAAGGUCGCCUUCUCCCUUCCUCUGACUUUUUCCUCGACCUGGGAGGACACAGUCUUACCGCAGCUAUCCUCGUUUCGAAACUGAGAAAUAGCGGAAAAGGAACGGGCCUCGAAGGGAUCGGUCUUCAGCAAAUCUACGAGCUUCGAACUCCCGCCGCUAUCUGCAGAUACAUUGACGAGGAGGCUAGCGAGCCUGGAACGCCAAGAUUCAGCAUGACCGAGAGCGAUGUGGUGGAUGACGAUUAUCGGGAACUGGACGAAUCCCUCAUCCCGACCUGGAAAUACGUUACUUGUGCCAUCUGUCAGAUCCCAGCAUUGGCCAUCUUGUUCCUCAUUCAAGGUCUAUCCUUCAUGGCGCCAUACAUGGUCUUUGACAAAGUGCACAAAAUUUCCAACGUGGGUUGGGCCCUCGCUUGUGCCUAUGGAGUCUUCGUUGUCGUUCCGUGGGUUAUAACGUGCAUGGGAAUCAUCGGAGUUCGCGCCCUUCUACCCGUUGUCAAACCCGGUCGAUACCCCCUCUACGGACAAUUCUACUUUCGUUGGUGGUUCGCUAAAAAGUUUCUCGGAUUCAUCGAUCAAUCGACGGUCGGAGAAACUGGCUUGUAUCCUGCUCUUCUUCGCGCGCUCGGUGCCAAAGUCGGUCAUUUCUGCCACAUUGCUCCUCUGGCCACAGGACCCGCUAUGAGCUUGCUUUCUAUCGGUAACGAUGUCGUUAUCGGCAAAGAUGUCAUGUUUGCUUUCGAGACCGUCGGUCAAGGGUACCUUCAACUGGAUCGUAUUGUUGUGGAAGACGAGGUCCUCAUUGAAUCCCGAACGGUCGUCGAAGGGGGCGUGGUGUUGGAAGCUGGAUCAGAACUCGGUCCCAUGUCCAUGGUCCCGCAAGGUACACGUAUCGCCCGAACUACCAGAUGGACAGGUUCUCCAGUUCGUUUCGAAGGUAUGGCUGCCGAGCCUUUCCAGGGGAAACCAACGCGGCCUUCCAUGUUCCGAUACAUGGCCUGCAAUGUCACCUACCUUUUCUUGUCGACUUUCAUCCUUCCGCUCCUCUAUUACAUCCCUCAAGUCCCGAGCAUUCUCCUAUUCGAGGUUCUCUCCCUGCGACACGAAGGUAUCAAUCCGUGGAAGCGCACUGCGAUCGUGUCUUUCCCCGCAUCACUCGCAUACAUUAUCGCCGUCAUUGCCGAAGUAAUCAUCCUGCGGUGGUUGGUUCUUGGUCGUGUCAAAGCUGGCACUUACAAAGUCGCCUCUUUCUACAUGAUCAGGAUUUGGAUUGUCGAUCGACUCAUGGACAUGUCACUUGCGAUCCUUCACCCGAUCUUUGCAUCUCUAUACGUUGUGCCAUUCCUCAGGGCUCUUGGAACGAAAAUUGGACGUCGAGCUGAAGUCUCCACCGCUCAAGGCAUGAACUUCGAUCUCGUCGAUAUUGGAGACGAGGCUUUCGUGGCUGAUACUGUUCUCCUUGGCGAGAGCAAUAUCUUCAAGAACGAGUUGACACUCGAGAUGACUCGGCUAGACUCUCGGGCUUUCGCUGGAAAUGGAUCAUUGAUUCCUCAAGGUACUGUCCUCGAGUCGAACACUCUCGUCGGUGUCAUGUCGAUCCCGCCUCAAACCGACAAAUGUGGAGUGUAUCAUCUGCCAGCAGGUCAAAGCUGUUUCGGAAGCCCACCUGUCGUCAUGCCUAACCGUCAAGCGCCUACUACAUGCCACGCCGAUAACUUCCUCUUCAACCCGAAACCCAGCCAAAUCGCCAUGAGAGCUUUCAUCGAGUUCAUCAGAUUAUGGCUACCUCGACUCAUCAUCAUUCUCGGUAUCGGUUUCACUCUCAAGUUCUGGGAAGAAGCCAAUCGACAUCAUCACAUUGGUGUCGCUCGUGGCAUCUUCCUUUUCCCCGUCUUUUACCUCUUCCUCUUCUGCAUGCCCGCUCUCAUCUUUACUUUGCUCCUCAAGUGGUGCUUCGUUGGCGAAUACUAUACCGUUGAGUGGCCCCUAUGGAGUUUACAAGUUUGGCUCUCGGAAGCAGUCACUUCUAUAUACGAGUCGCUCCUCACACCUUUGUUUAUGGAUCUGUUCCUCGGAACACCCUACUGCGCCAUGGUGCUCAGAUUGUUCGGUACUCGAAUCGGUAAAAAGGUCACUUUGUUGUCUUUGGACAUCACCGAAUUUGACAUGGUAUCCCUGGGUGAUGAGAGUGUCCUCAAUGCUCAAUCUGGACCUCAGACUCACCUGUUCGAAGAUCGGAUCAUGAAGGUCGGACACGUCCACUUGGAAGCUCAUUCCGUCCUCAAGACCGCCUCCACGUGUCUUCCGGGCAGUACCAUCGGUGCAGGAUCUACGGUUGGAUCCCUCUCACUCGUCAUGAAGGGCGAGGUGGUCCCUCCGAAUCAAGUUUGGGAAGGAGCACCUAUCAGGCGUAGAACGGGACGAGCAGGUCCCAGCAAGAAAUAGAACGCUAGAAUCGCAAGGCACGAAAUCAUCAUCAGAUUCAAUCCAUCAUGCUUCUUCCCUACACAUAUGCUCAUCCAAUCAUGUUGUCUGUUUGUAACUCUAGUCAUCCAUGUAUGCUAUGCCGAUUAUGAACGACGCCGCGCUGGUCAUGCCACGAGCAUUGUAUUAUAAAUGGGAUGUGGGGUCCAUCCAUUGAGGCGGAGAUUUAGAGUUUCGGUACCUGAUUCAGAUGCGCGCCAAAUCUCAACGAUCCCAUCCCAUUAUCUCGAGCAAUGGGGCAUGAAUACUUAUUCGCGAUGAAUAGAACCACCAGACAGCCCCUAAAAGUCCCUAUAGCGAUCCCUGUGAGGUUGACAACCUCCUUGUAAGUGUUAGUUG
Kockovaella imperatae is the source of this 5085-nucleotide messenger RNA. RefSeq lists its product as hypothetical. The transcript is spliced from 2 exons. Bases 439 to 4707 code for a protein of 1422 amino acids. Gene Ontology annotation, molecular function: phosphopantetheine binding. The record is from RefSeq and is a predicted model, not a curated record. Gene Ontology annotation, biological process: amino acid activation for nonribosomal peptide biosynthetic process; secondary metabolite biosynthetic process. Lineage: Eukaryota; Fungi; Basidiomycota; Tremellomycetes; Tremellales; Cuniculitremaceae. Gene Ontology annotation, cellular component: cytoplasm.